AUGGCGUCUAUCCAGGCCCGCGACGUUACUACGGCUCCCGUCACUGCCCCGGCAGAUGCGAAGACGGGGGAGCAGGUGCCCGAGAAGGUGCCCGAGACGGUCCGCGAGCGGAGACCUCACUCCGCCGGCGAGAAGGACAUGUUCGUGGACAUCGACGGCGAGAAGACCCCCGUUGACGAGGACGAGUCCGAGAUCCUCGACAACAGGUUCCCCUUCCCGCCGUUGAAGGGCGUCCCCGAGGAGGAGCAGCAGCUCACCGUCCGUGCUCUGGUCGUUGGUGUCUGCUUGGGCGCUGUCGUCUCGGCAUCAAAUAUCUACCUCGGUCUCAAGACCGGCUGGACGUUUGGCGCCUCCUUGUUCGGUGGUAUCCUUGGUUUCGCUAUUCUCAAGUCGAUUUCCAGAGUCGCCCCCAGGAUCCUGGGCGGAGGCUACUUUGGUCCCAAGGAAAAUGUUACUGUUCAGACCGCUGCCACCGCCGCUGGUGGUCUAGGCAUUAUCUUCGUCGGCCCCAUCCCCGCAAUGUACCAGAUGGGUCUCAUGUCGAACAAGGCUGAGGAGGACUUUGGCAAGCUUGUCACAUUCUCCAUCUGCACGGCUUACUAUGGACUGUUCUUCGCCAUCGCCCUCCGAAAGUUCUACAUCCUGAAGCUCAAGCUCAUCUUCCCCUCCCCCACGGCCGUGGCAUACACCGUCCGAGCACUCCACGCUGGUGGUGCCGCUAGCGAGGCCAGCGGUCGCAGGAAGGCCAGGUGUCUUGCACUUGCGUUUGGUGGCGCUGCCCUUCUGCGUGUUGUCUCCAUCUACGCCCCCGGCAUCCUGUGGGACCACCACGUCUUCUGGUGGCUGUACACUUGGGGAUGGAGCGGCAUCAUCGCCGCUGAGUCCUGGGGCUGGAUCUUCGAGUACACACCGGCCUUCAUUGGUGCGGGUAUCCUCUCUGGUCUGAACGCGUCCCUCUCGUUCUUCGGAGGCAGCGUGCUCGCCUGGGCACUCAUCGGGCCCCUGACCGUCAAGUACGGCGCGACCUUCGGAGUCGAGGAGGGCCUGGACGAGGAGACCGGCAUCAACCGCUUCCCGGGCUGGUACAGCUACAACUCACUGUCCGACACGGAGACCCGGCCUUCCCCCCGAUACUGGAACCUGUGGGUUGGCAUCAUGGUGAUGCUCUGCGCCUCCUUCGCCGAGGUUGCCAUGAACGGCCCCAUUCUCUACCGCGGGCUGAAGAGGGCAAUCUUCGAGACGGCGGGGAAGAUCCCCCAGACGCGAUCCUUCGCAGCCAAGCACCUCACAAGUGAGGAGCGAGAGAUCGAGGACCCGUCGCCACAGUCCGAGCAGGUGCCGACCUGGACCUGGUCCAUUGGUGUCCUCGCCUCCAUCGCCCUCUCCAUGAUCGUGCUGGCUCUUCAGUACCACGUCAGCCCCGGCCUGACCAUCCUCGCCGUCAUCCUCGCCUUCGUCUUCAGCUUCAUUGCAGCACAGUCUUCGGGUGCCACCGACAUCAAUCCCGUCUCCACAUGCGCCAAGAGCUCACAGCUGGUCUUCGGAGGUGUCACGCAGGGACAGGGCGAGCACGGUGUGGCAGCCCAGCGCAUCAACAUGACCGGAGGCAUCGUCGCUGCAGGAGCCGCCGCACAGUCCGUGGACAUGUUGGGAGACUUGCGAACCGGCUACCUUCUCAGUGCCUCGCCCCGCGUGCAAUUCAUUGCACAAGCCGUGGGCUCGGUGUUCAGCAUCGUCCUCUGCUGUGGCUUCUUCGUCCUCUUCUCUGAGGCCUACCCAUGCAUCAUCGACGAGGCGCUCGCCGACUCGUGCCAGUUCGGUAUCCCCUCCGUCGCCGCCUGGAAGGCCACCGCCGUGGCCGUGACCGCCAAGAACUUCCCCGUCCCCACGUCCUCGGGCAUCACCGCCGUCGCGCUGGGCGUCUUCUCCGUCGCCCUCGUCGCCGCCAAGUACCUGUGGAUCCCCAAGAAGUACCACUGCUACGUGCCCAACAUGAACGCCGUCGGCCUCGCCUUCACCCUGCCCCAGACCCAGUACAGCACCGCCAUGUCCGUCGGCGCCAUCGCCAGCUACAUCUGGAUGAAGAAGAGCCCGCGCACCUGGGACGAGUACGCUUACAGCCUGGCCGCUGGUCUCAGCGCCGGGGAGGGUAUCGGCGGUGUGAUCAACGCCAUCCUCCAGGUCGCCGGCGUUGCUGGUGAUGUCAAGGGCAGCGCUGUUGCGUGCCCUGGCUUCGAGUACUGCGGUUAG
Molecule: messenger RNA, 2250 nt
Organism: Diaporthe citri
Lineage: Eukaryota; Fungi; Ascomycota; Sordariomycetes; Diaporthales; Diaporthaceae
Exons: 4
Coding region: 1-2250 (749 amino acids)
Cellular component (GO): fungal-type vacuole membrane
Molecular function (GO): oligopeptide transmembrane transporter activity
Source: RefSeq, a predicted model, not a curated record